Messenger RNA from Cuscuta epithymum, 858 nucleotides. The record is from the annotation of a GenBank genome assembly. NCBI's taxonomy places the organism in Eukaryota, Viridiplantae, Streptophyta, Magnoliopsida, Solanales, Convolvulaceae.
GAUGAUACCAAUUCUCCAUCUUCAGAGAAUGAGGAACCUCUCUAUGGGACGGAUGGAGUAUUCAUUUUAAUAACCAACAAUUUUCAGAAAAAACCCAUUGACGGAGAAAAAGGAGAGGCGGAUUGAAUUGCCUAUAAGGUUUGCCAUCGGGUUUAAAAAAACGAAUGAAGAAAGAAAAGGAAGAAGAGAGGUGGCUGGUGGCAUUACAUGAGCUACUCGGGAACCACUCGAAUGCCGCCACUAAGAGGCGGCAGUUCACCAAGAGAAAACCCAAAGAGGGCGGCGACCUAAUCAAUAACGGGAAUAAAAAGAGACAUAUGGUUCUAGAAAACUAUAUCAAAUACAAAUACUUCACCGGCCUCACUCUUGCGCCGCCCAGUUCAGCCCAACAGAACAACAUUGACACCCAUGGUGCCAUGGUGGUAAUAACCAGCAGUCUUCGUCGACGGCGAUAUUCCCGGCCGGCGAGAAGAAUGAACACCGUGAGUGGCCAUCGCUCUUGGCCGAAUCCUACGACGAGGAAAUGAGCUUUAUGGCAAACCUCUUUGGAGCCUCGUCGUCUUCCGCACCAACGACGUAAAUGGUAGUGGCGAACAACAAAAGUGUACCCCAAAACAUAAAUAAGGAGGAUGGGUUGGAGGCGGAAGGCAGCUGGAGCAGCUACUUGGCGUCUGAUUAGAGCUUCCAAUUCUAAAAUGAACUAAUGAAGUAUUCAAAAACUGUUUUCAUAUUGUAAUGUAACAUGCAUGCAUGACUUUAGUUUUUGUAAUUAUUAAGUGUCAUAGUUUAAACUAUGUUUAAAAUAUUAAUUUAAUUGAGUCUUGAGGGAUCUAAGUAUAAUAUCUAUGCCGGAUGGUG